AUGUCGGCCAAGAAAAUGGACGAAGAUGAUGACGGGUUUGAUGACGUUGGUACGGUGGACCUGGAUCCUCCUAGUCAUAGCUAUACAAAGCCGGCUAGUUCGGUAAGAUUUUUCCUUUUAACUUUAUUUCUACCCUUCUACCGUCACUUUUACCUUUGCCUUUACCCCUAAUCUUAAUACGUAAAGGUUUUUCUUUCUAUUAAAAUGUCUUUUUUUUAGAAAAACCAGCUAAAACCCCGAGGGCCGCUUCAACGGCCGCUCACAGCGGUCAAAAGUGUGAAUACUCGAGCUUCUACAUCGUCGGCUUCUUCUCGAUCUACUUCUUCGACUACUGAUGGGCGAGUGAAUACUGCACAGAGUAUUCAAAGCAUGAACAGUACUAUUUCCAAUUUUUGUAAGUUGUCAAAAAAAAUUUUUUUUGUUUUUUUUUGUCAAUUUUAAGUCGUAUUGGCUUCUAAUUUUAAUAUUUUUUGAAUUUUAUAAAAGUUAAUGAUUGUCAACGUGCGCCCUACGAAAUAUUGAGUUCUGCAGCCUGCGCUUUGUUAUAGUAUAUAGCAGUUUGCCCUUGCUUAAUAUAAUAUACUAUGUAUUUGCAGCUAAAAAAUAUUAUUUUUUAAAAAAUUUCUUUUUAUUUUUUGAAAAUUUUUAUUUGUAAAAAAAAAUUUUUUUUGAAAUUUUGAAAUUUUUAAAAUUUCAAUGUUGACGUAGUAAACUUAUUUUUUAAAACUUCUGGAACAAGGUAAUUUUAAAUUUUAAAAUUCAAUAUUGUUGUUGAUUACUUAGUAUGUUGCGUGUUAGAAUGUGCACUUUAAACUUUCAAUUUUAAAAUUUUAAUUUUAUUAAAGAUGUUGUCUCACGCAAGAAUUCUUAAUCACAUGUUACAUGUUUAGGUAAUAUAAUUUUUAUAACACCGCUAACACGCGCCAUUCUUUUUGAAUCAAAUUUAAACUAUUUAAAAUUAUGAAAAAUGGCAAGAACUUUCUUUACAAAACAAAAAAUGGCAAGAACUUUCUUUACAAAACAAAAAAUGGCAAGAACUUUCUUUACAAAACGAAAAAUGGCAAAAAUUAACAAAUUUUGUUUUCGAAAUUUUAUUUUUUUACAAAUAUUGUUUUAGCCUCGGGCUCCGACGACUACUCAAUAUUCCUGCCAUCCACCAACUCUCCUCUAAUUCCAAAAAGCCAAAAACCUAACGGAAAUACAGUAUCCAUCACAGCACGCGGACGUCACAUGUCUCAAGAAGAUGGUCGAGGCCUGAGGCAGUCCAAUCCGACCUCGUUCAGUACGAGUACUCUCGACUUUUCCAACAUCAAUUUUACAAUGCGACGAGUGGAUAGUAAGGGCAGUCUACUGAGUAGCCAUUCGGCUUUGGCUAUGCGAAACAAAUGGCUGGACGAGAAGCUGAGUGAUGACAAAAACGAUGACAAGAACAAGACUUAUGAUAAUGAUGACAAAAAGCCACUAUUGACUGUUGGAAGCUUGGAAGAGAGGAAGACGAGUUUGCGUAAGUUUGGUAAGAAUAGCAAGAACUUUCUUUACAAAAUGAAAAAUGGCAAAAACUUUGUUUACAAGUCAAAAAAUUGCAAGAACUUUCUUUCCAGAACGAAAAAUGGCAAAAACUUCUUUUACAAAAUGAAAAAAGGGCGAGAUUUUUCUUUACAAACCAAAAAUGGCAAAAACUUCUUUUACAAAAUGAAAAAAGGGCGAGUGUUUCUUUACAAAUCAAAAAAUGGCAAAAACUUUCUUUACAAGACAAAAAAUGGCAAGAACUUUCUUUACAAGAUGAAAAUUAAAAAAAUUCUUGUUUUUAGAUGACACAGCGGAAGAAGAUGCUCUAGCUGUUCGAUUCAGAUCCAUGAAGACGAGCGUCUUGCCAAAACCUGAAGAAACGACUUCUGAAGGCGUGGCAACUGUAAGUUUUUUUCAAAUUCGAAAAAUUUUUUGGAUCAAAUCUCUCAUUGCGGGGCUUAAGCUGGGUCCCACGGGCAUUGAUUUGGGCCUCUGGGGCCUUGGUUUGGGUUUCUGGGGUUUUGUUUUGGGCCCUUUAUGUUUUGGUUUGAUCCUGUAGGGCCUUGGUUUGGGUUUCUUGGAUCUUGGUUUGUGCCUCUGGGGCCUCGUUUUGGUCCCAUUUCGUUUGAGCUUUUAAUGCCUUGGUUCGGGCCUUUAGGGCCUUGGUUUGGGCCUUUGGUGCCUUGGUUUGAGCUUGUGGGGUCUUGGUUUAGGUCUUUGGGGCCUUCGCUUGGGCUUAUGAUUCUUGGCUUUGGACCUCUGGGGCUUUGGUUUGGGCUUCUUGGGUUUUUGUUUGGGCUUUUGAUACCUUGCUUUGGGCCUUUGGGGCCUUGGUUUGGUCCUCUGGGGCCUUGGUUUGGGUAUCUGGAAUCUUGGUUUGAUCCCGGCCUUCAGGACAACAUGUGCUGUCUCGGAGCCUUUCAAGUUCCUUUUGGCCUCGGCUUAGUAGUCUUCUUUUCAAGUCUAAUUGAAUGUCAACUACCUUUAUAUUAUCCAUGUGGCAGAAAAUUAAAAACUUUUCUCUCUUCCUUUUGUUACUUUAUUCAAAUUUUCUCAAUUUUAGUCUUCAAAAAAGCCAGGACCAUGCAGAUGGAAGUCAAAGGACGACUGCGAAUAUGUGCCUCCAUCUCGACCGGUCAGUCAAUAUCUGGGCGAAUUGGUUUGGCAAGUGGACCCGGUCGUAUAUUGUGGUAGUGUGAAAGCGGUCCAGAACCUGAAUUUACUCUGUCGAUUGAACAUCGAAUACAUUGUGGAUUUGACAGGAGAUGAGGAGGAACAGCUGGCUAGGUAUACAAGGUGUGGCAUUUUUUAAUUUUUUGUUGUUUUAGGUAACAUGAGUGUUUUAGUGAGAUUUCCGGUGGCAAAGUCCACUUUUUGACCUAGUUAUGUUACUAAUUUUAAAUUCCAGACCUCGUCAAGACUACCCAUGUAUAUGUUCUCGUAAAACAGCCCACAGUCGAUGGACAGUCUGUAUCAACAUACGAGAUGAAUCACCUCCAAACACAUCACGUCGUAUGAUGGAUGAUGAAGAUAGUGCUGAAGCCGAGGUGAUAGCAUCGUAUUUUAAAGAGGUGGUGGAAGUGAUACGAAGAGCACGAUUGGCCAAUAAGUAAGGUUUUGUUGGGGGGGGUAUGGUUCAAAAAUUUUUUUGAAAAAAAGUAGGAUUUGCCUCCUCCCUCAUUCUUUUUAGAAAAAAAAAAAUUUUUUUUUAGAAAAAAAAUCCCUUCUCCCCCCCCCCAUCUUAAAAAUUACCCCGCCUAGCCCAGAAAUUCAAACAAAAUAUGUAGAUUACAAAUGUAAAACAAUAUUAGAUUAGACUAUAAUGAGCAUUACUUUUAGAGCAGUGUUGAUUUACUCAGUAAAAGGCCGAAACCGUGCGCCAGCCUUCGCCGCCGCUUACAUUAUGGAUCUUCAACGUUGUACUCGGGUCCAGGCAUUAGCUCAGAUUGCCGAGAGGGUAGGGGUUUUUUAUUUUUUGGGCGUGGCAAGGUAUUUUAGAGUAGGGUAGGAUAAGAUAGGAUUAUCUUUUAGGCAGGGUAGCUUAGAAAGGGUAGAAUACUGUAGGGUACGGUAUGGUAGAGUAGGGUAAUUUAGAGUAGGAUAGGAUAGGGUAGGGUAGAGUGGAGUAGGAUAGGAUAAUGUAGGGUACAGUAAAGUAACAGCAUGGUAGAGUAGGGUAGGAUUAUUUUUUAAAAAUUUUUGUUUAUAUUACCCAUGCCAUUCCUUCUAUUCCAGAUGUCGAAGACCCGGCCCGGACUCGACGUGUCCAACGUUCUUCACCGUGCCCUCAUGAAGUUCCAAUACUCGAUGGGGAUCCGUGCCAACGAAAACGUUCUCACCCCACAAACCGCCGAUGUUUUCACGGUGAAACGCAAAACCGCCUGGGAUUAG
Bursaphelenchus okinawaensis is the source of this 3900-nucleotide messenger RNA. Lineage: Eukaryota; Metazoa; Nematoda; Chromadorea; Rhabditida; Aphelenchoididae. The record is from the annotation of a GenBank genome assembly.